AUGUCAAAGGCAACUUUGGCUGUGAUCGCCGCCGCCAGUGCAGCCACCGGCGCCGGAGUGACGGCUCUGCUGUACUCGUCCAAGUCUUCUCCCUCCUCCUCCUCCUCCUCCUCCUCCUCCUCCCAGACGCAGACUUCGAGCCCACAACAACAAGGACCUCCUCCUCCCUCGAUCGCAGGCAACGUCAAGGUGCCCACCGCCAUUCCCACACCUGCACUGGCGACCAAGGCCGUCGCGGUUGACGGGCCCGUCAACCCGGCCGGCAUCCUUCAGUACGGCUUCCCCGGCCCCAUCGCCGAUGAAUUGUCCACACGAGCCCUGCACGGCGGCUACGAUCGUCGCACACGAAACCCGGCUUGGGUGGCCGAACACAUCACGCCCCAGUCCUUGGCCAUGCACAAUGCCGACCGCAAACACAGCACCUUCGCCGAGGAUACCUCCAUCCCGGCCCUCUUCCGCGCCAAACUGGCCGAUUACUUCCGCUCGGGCUACGAUCGCGGUCACCAGGUGCCCGCUGCCGAUGCCAAGUGGUCACAGGGCGCCAUGGACGACACCUUCUACCUGAGCAACAUGUGUCCGCAGGUCGGCGAGGGUUUCAACCGUGACUACUGGGCGCAUUUUGAAGACUUUUGUCGCAAACUGGCCACUCGCUAUCCCUCGGUGCGAGUCGUCACGGGUCCCAUGUAUUUGCCCCAUCGUGACCCGGAUGGCAAAUGGCGCGUCAACUACGAGGUGAUUGGAACACCGCCGAAUGUUGCCGUGCCCACCCACUUUUACAAGGUCAUCUAUGCCGAGGACGGUACCGACUCGCCGACCAGCAAGGUUGCCCUGGGUGCCUUUGUUCUGCCUAAUGCGCGCAUUCCUAAUGAGAAGAGUCUGUCGGACUUUGAGGUGCCCUUGGAGGCAGUGGAGCGUUCAACGGGGUUGGAAUUUGCUGCCAAGUUAGAUCCGAGCCGCCGCCGUCGAUUGUGCCAGGAGAUCAAGUGCGAUAUUGUCGUGCGCGAGUUCAACAAUGCCCGCAAGCGCAACUAG
Penicillium diatomitis is the source of this 1032-nucleotide messenger RNA. Its product is annotated as DNA/RNA non-specific endonuclease. The record is from RefSeq and is a predicted model, not a curated record. The coding region runs from base 1 to 1032 and encodes 343 amino acids. Gene Ontology annotation, molecular function: nucleic acid binding; RNA endonuclease activity; single-stranded DNA endonuclease activity. NCBI's taxonomy places the organism in Eukaryota, Fungi, Ascomycota, Eurotiomycetes, Eurotiales, Aspergillaceae. Gene Ontology annotation, cellular component: mitochondrial inner membrane; nucleus. The transcript has a single exon. Gene Ontology annotation, biological process: apoptotic DNA fragmentation.